AUGCAAUUACAAUACAAAUUUUCUUCUUUUCAGCCGUUGCUACCAGAUGUAAGAGAUUUUCCGGUGCGUUUGCGACCUUACGCAAAAAAUUAUAUUGAUAACAGGAACAAAGAGUAUAUUGUCGCGAAAGAACAAGCAAGAUUGCAUGAACAAUUUGAUGCACAUUUGGCUUCAGGUGUGUUAGAUCAUUAUCUCAGCAAGGGUGAUGCAGGUUCACACGGUGAUGCACUGAAGGCUGUUCUUAAUGAUAGUAGACAGUUUUCAGCUCUGGAUCAUGAUCUCAUUAAGUUGUCUUUUGAGCGAAGAGCUGAGCUUCUGGGCAGGCGAGAUCAAUUACAUUUAUUUUACAAAUGUUUUCAACGUGUUACUAGGGAUGCACAGCUAAGAAUUGAAGUUCAAAGUUUGAUUGAUCAGCUGGGCCGUCAAGACUUUUUCUGCAUUGACGAUGAUGCUAUUGAUUGGGACCAGAAAUGCUGUUCAGAACUUGUGGACAAAUUCAACAAGCAAGUCUUCACUGGGUCUGAUCUUCCAAAAUAUUAUGUUAUUCGUGGAAUUAUGGAUUAUCGAGCAAUGUCACGCAUGAAGGAUGGCUCAUGUUCAUGGUGCGAUGUUUUUCAGAAGGUUGUUGGUAAACCAUAUGAUAGGUGGAUACAAAACAUUCCUUCGUUUUGGAUGGACACAAGAUACUAUAAGCACCAGUAUUAUGACAUCAUUCAACAACCAUUGCAAAAGGUUAGAUACUUUGGUAUACCCUGGUCGGGCAGCCUUAGUUUUCCCGCAGCCCUCCUGCCUGCAGAAACAUCUUCCACGGAGCCAACUUCUCAAAGCAGCGAGAAUCCCCGCUACGAGAUCGGGACCAUUUUAGAAAUGGUUAUGGGCGAUUUCUGCGUCGAGACGGCGGACAGAAGCGCCCUCGCCAAUGAGUGCAUGAGACUUUAUUCUGAGCUCGCCACUGAGAAGAUCCGGAUUCGCAUUCUCGAUGAUAUCGCCAUGAAAUCGUUCACUGAGAGUAACGAGAUCCAGCGGCGGAGCCUCGGCCAGGCGGAGACCAUGGACAAACUCGCCGGACCGAUCCCGAACCUCACGGUUAGGACGGACAAACUAGAGGCCGAGCUGUCACAGGAGAAGGCUCUCAACUCCGAGCUGAAGCGUCAAGCAGGCUCAAGGUAG
Molecule: messenger RNA, 1170 nt
Organism: Lolium rigidum
Lineage: Eukaryota; Viridiplantae; Streptophyta; Magnoliopsida; Poales; Poaceae
Exons: 11
Coding region: 1-1170 (389 amino acids)
Biological process (GO): ribosomal large subunit export from nucleus; protein export from nucleus; ribosomal small subunit export from nucleus
Cellular component (GO): nucleus; cytoplasm
Molecular function (GO): nuclear export signal receptor activity
Source: RefSeq, a predicted model, not a curated record